UGGCCUGAGGCCGCUACGCGUGCGCGGUGGGCGGAGCGCAGCUCUCCUACCACCUUUGCCUGCCCAAGCCUUCCCAUCCUUGCUCUGCCGGUGUGGUGCUCGUGUUUCCGCACCUCGUCGCGGAGAGUCGCUGCCGAGUGGGCGCUCGGUGUUCGGGUCGUCAUGGCUGGUUACGAAUACGUGAGCCCGGAGCAGCUGGCUGGCUUUGAUAAGUACAAGUACAGUGCUGUGGAUACCAAUCCACUCUCUCUGUAUGUCAUGCAUCCAUUUUGGAAUACUAUAGUAAAGGUAUUUCCUACUUGGCUGGCUCCAAAUCUGAUAACCUUCUCUGGCUUUCUGCUGGUUGUGUUCAAUUUCCUACUUAUGGCAUACUUUGAUCCUGACUUUUAUGCUUCAGCACCGGGUCACAAGCAUGUACCCGACUGGGUUUGGAUUGUGGUGGGAAUCCUCAACUUCAUAGCCUACACUCUAGAUGGUGUGGAUGGAAAGCAGGCCCGGAGAACCAAUUCCAGCACCCCUUUAGGGGAGCUUUUUGACCAUGGCCUUGAUAGUUGGUCAUGUGUUUACUUUGUUGUGACUGUGUAUUCCAUCUUUGGACGAGGACCAUCUGGUGUCAGUGUUUUUGUUCUUUAUCUCCUACUAUGGGUAGUUUUGUUUUCUUUUAUCCUGUCCCACUGGGAAAAGUAUAAUACAGGGAUUCUUUUCCUGCCGUGGGGAUAUGACAUUAGCCAGGUGACUAUAUCUUUUGUCUACAUAGUGACUGCGAUUGUGGGAGUUGAGGCCUGGUAUGAACCUUUCCUGUUUAAUUUCUUAUAUAGAGACCUAUUCACUGCAAUGAUUAUUGGCUGUGCAUUAUGUGUGACUCUUCCGAUGAGUUUAUUGAACUUUUUCAGAAGCUAUAAAAAUAACACCUUGAAACACAAUUCAGUCUAUGAAGCUAUGGUUCCCUUUUUUUCUCCAUGUUUGCUCUUCAUUUUGUCUACAGCAUGGAUCCUUCAGUCACCUUCAGAUAUUUUAGAGAUACAUCCUAGACUGUUCUACUUUAUGGUUGGAACAGCCUUUGCCAACAUCACAUGUCAGCUGAUUGUUUGUCAAAUGAGCAGUACUCGGUGCCCAACUUUGAAUUGGUUGCUGGUUCCUCUUUUCUUGGUUGUCCUGGUGGUAAACUUAGGAGUAGCCUCUUACGUUGAGAGCGUUCUCCUGUAUACCUUAACAGCUGUUUUCACUCUGGCCCACAUCCAUUAUGGAGUACGAGUGGUAAAGCAGCUGAGCAACCAUUUUCAGAUUUAUCCCUUCUCAUUGAGGAAACCAAACUCGGAUUGACUAGGAACGGAAGAAAAGAGUAUUGGCCUGUAAUCUACAGAAGGAAGUACUGUAAAUAAGAUGCUUGUAAAUAUUUCAUCCAUCACCAUUGAACUAAACUGAUCUGCUUAACAGACACGGGAACUCAGUGUGUAUAGUACUUGGACAAAUGAUCUGAAUUUACGAAAUUUUGGACCUACUAAUUCCCAACUUACUUUUUAUAAAACUGUGUGGCAUUUUGGUUAGGCAUAAUGUACUUUAGACCAGCAAAAUGUUUCUAGUGAUGUUAGCUUCAUGAGUCCAUGAUGUUUUGGUUCGUACAGAGUUAAAGAUGCUUUGUUGUUAUUUUUAGAGCCCCCAGAUUGGUUUAGGAACACUGAUAACAUUAAGAAAACCACAAGAUGUUUUCAUAUUUGAUACUGUUUCAGUGGUAGGUCUUUCGCUAUGGAAGUUAUCAAUAGCCCAAAUCUAAUACGGGGAAAAGAUAAGAGGAAGUUACUGUUAGCCGGAGAUGCCAAAUGAUUACAGAACAAUAUACAGUUGCCAAAUACUCAUUUCUCCUUCCCAUGGAAAUGCCUUUUGUCCUCAUGUGCUAAGAGAGCUAAUAUAUAUAUUUAGAUUCUCUA
Molecule: messenger RNA, 1928 nt
Organism: Felis catus (domestic cat)
Lineage: Eukaryota; Metazoa; Chordata; Mammalia; Carnivora; Felidae
Gene: SELENOI
Product: selenoprotein I
Exons: 10
Biological process (GO): phosphatidylethanolamine biosynthetic process
Cellular component (GO): Golgi apparatus; endoplasmic reticulum membrane
Molecular function (GO): ethanolaminephosphotransferase activity
Source: RefSeq, a predicted model, not a curated record